This is a messenger RNA of Petromyzon marinus (sea lamprey), 4250 nucleotides long. It is a transcript of the gene TBC1D23, whose product is annotated as TBC1 domain family member 23. Gene Ontology annotation, cellular component: trans-Golgi network. The record is from RefSeq and is a predicted model, not a curated record. Lineage: Eukaryota; Metazoa; Chordata; Hyperoartia; Petromyzontiformes; Petromyzontidae. Gene Ontology annotation, biological process: retrograde transport, endosome to Golgi; embryonic brain development.
GUCAACAACGCAUGACGUCACAACAACGCAUGACGUCAUGACGCACGUGCCCUGUGCGUGCGUCAUGUCGUAACCGCGGGGAAACAUCGGCGCGUCACCACAAUGGCGGAAAGCGACGCCCAGGGCGAUUGGUUGACAGACCUCGAGGACCUGCUCUCGGGUGGAGCAGGUGUGGAUGUGGAGACGUUGAAAAGUCUCCUGCACGGACACCCAGUACCCGCACAUCUCCGUGCCCGUAUCUGGCAGGCAUGCCUGGGUGUGCGUGGACCGGCAGAUGCACUGGCCUCGUGGGAUGGGGUAUGUGAUCUACCUGAGCAGGAGACCCUUCAUGCCGACUGUGAGAGACUUAUUGCCUCGUUACCCGACGAACAGGACAAGGGCUCGCUCUUGAGCCUGGCAGAGGAUGUGCUCACGUUCUGCGUGAAGUCGCGCGGUGUGCGCUACGAGGCGGGAUCCGGUCUCGUGCACCUCCUCGGGCCGCUGCUCACACUCAACAUGACGCGUGCGCACACAUACGGCUGCCUGUAUGCACUGCACACGAAGUACACCCCCAGGGAUGGCAUACAGGCUGUGCACGCACUGCGGCUGCUGCUCCAGUACCACGAGCCACGGCUCUGCUCCUUUCUGGAGACAAAGAAGAUUUCACCCGAUGCCUUCGCACGCACAUGGCUGGACAGCUUGUUUGCCAGCAUAUUCACGGUUCCUGUUGCUAUAACGAUGUGGGACAUGAUCCUGCAGCUCAACGACCCCUUCCUCGUGUUCUUCCUCAUUCUCGUCAUUCUCGUCAAUGCCAAGGACUCUGACAGCUCUGAUGUCAGCAGGAUAACAAGGAGAUAUUUGUUUUGCAGGGAGAGUGUUCUAGCUCUUCAGGAUGGAAGCCGAGAAGAUAUAUUAGCACUACUCCAACAGGCUCCGUGUGGUUUGCAGGAGGAUGAUAUUGAGGACUUCUGCUCCCUGGCACAGUACUACAUUUCACGCACACCCGUCUCCUUCCGCAAGGAGUUCCAGGCUGUGUUUGGGGGAUCGCUGGUAGCGGUGAGGGCUGCAGUAGGAGGAGGAGCCUCGCAGACCCUGUGCCUCCCAGUGAGCGCCUCCGAAAUCCUCAACUCCAGCGCGCACACCAAUGGGGAGGGUGUACGGUUCUUUGUGGUUGACUGCCGGCCUGCUGAGCAGUAUAAUGCAGCACACUUGUCCACCGCCUUCCACCUCGACCCGCACUUGAUGCUGCAGAACCCGUCCGAAUUCGCCGUGUCCGUGCGGGCGCUGCUGGAGGCCCAGGCGGUCGCCAUGGCAACAGGCUCGGUCGCUGGGGGCGAGCACUUGUGUUUCAUGGGGUCCGGUAACCAUGGAGACGACGACGAGAUGUACCUGCACAUGGUGCUUGCUCACUUCCUCCAGAAACACAAGGAGUAUGUCAGCAUAGCACGUGGAGGAUUCAGGGCCGUGCAGCAGUAUCUGGCGGACGUGCAGGUGGAUGCGGAUGAGAACCCCUACCAGGAGUGGAUAACGAGCACGGGGCCUUCCAACCAGCAUCCCUCCACGGAUGCAGGAGAGGCACCAGGGGUUUUGUCUCUGGUCACAAAGAUGACGUCGGCGCUGCGCAGCAAGUCUGCCCAGGUGAGGGAGCGCGUCGUGGGUCUCAUGGAGAACUCCGGCUCCCCGGGGGACAGGCCAGGGUAUGGCCGGCCGUACCGUGGAGUCAAACCUGUGUUCAGCAUCGCCGACGAAGAGGAGUGUGAGAGUGACGAGAUGGAGGAGGGGGUGGUGUCGGACGAUGAGCGGAGGGAGGUCGUGAGUCUGCAGACCUGGCUGUCCAAGCCUGAUGUCAAGCACCACUUCCCCUGCACCGAGAUCCGCGACAACGGACGCACAUACGCAUGUCAUCUGCUGGUGACCGCCACGCACCUGUACGGCCUUCGGGAGUUGGGAAGCCGGGGCGGUGGCGGGGCCGAUGGCGCGUGCAUCGUGUCACGCCGGGCCCUUAGCUCCGUGCUCAAGAUCACGUCCAAGAAGAGGCGGCCUGAGCUCAUCACCUUCAAGUUCGGCGUCGCCGAUGGCAACAACCUCACGCUGCACGCCACCGACAGGUACCUUAUCCCUAAUGCCGGCGAAGCCACCAAACUCGUGAAGCAACAGAUAAUGAGGGUCCUGGACGCACUGGAGACUUAACCGCGGAUUCUCGCGCACACAUCCACGUGUGCCACCUCGCACUUGCGCCGCACACUGGCACGUGUGUGAGUAAGCACACUUCACUAAGCACACACACGCGCACUCCAUUCAUUCACACAUACUUUGCAGCCCCCGCAGAUGCCUGCACUUUCAAUCGCCGAGGAACCUUGGAAGGCCAGAGACCUGCCACUCUUUUGCACAAAAUGCCUGGGGAGGCAAUCUCAGCAGCAAGCUGUGUAGCCGUUAAUAAACGCUUCGGGAGGGUGAUAAAGGCCCAGGAAAUGUAAGCAACUCUCAGGGGGGCACUCGUAAGGAUGAGCCACACCCCAGGAACAAUCAGAAAUGCAAUAGGUCAUGGUUUGUCUCCCUAUUCAAAUGAGCAACGGGGUAGCACUCUUCUCAAUUGGCAGCCCCAAACUGGCGGUGGAAAGUCCACAUUUCCAUGGAGGGGACCAGUGACCUUGGUACAAAGGACCACUGUUGACGUCCCACAAAGUGGGUGUCAAAAGUGGCUUGCGUCAACUGAAAAGGAAUGAUGGGCCGAGAGAACUCUCCCCCCUCCCUCAACCUGAGAUGUAAACUUGCAGCCUUCCCAUUGUGCUCUAAGCAACGAAUACUACCCAGCUAGAUUCAACAUGCAGUUUCCACAGCUGAAAUUAACAUAGCCUAAAAAUGCAGUGGUACUUCAUGCUUCCGAGUGUGGAACUCGUCGUAAGCUGCUGAGCCACUCCAGGGGGCGGAAAUGAUGGGGAAGCCUUGUCACCUCAUCAGAGGCUCUAUAAAAUUAUAGUGAAUCAAUGUGUGCUCCGAAUAAGCAUUAGUAAGUGCAAGGAAGCAAUGGGAUGCAAUGUUACUAUUUCAGGAACAACAGUCAUCAGAAUCGGAAUCGUUUCUAGACGAGAAGAAAUUCAUCUUCUUGGUUCUUUCGGUAAAGUCACGUAGAAGGGAAAUAAUAAAAUAAUAAAAUUUUAAUUCAUCCGAUUAGCCUAUGAAGCUCCCUUUUCACAGAGGACCACUAAAAAAAAUGGCAUGGCGUGCACUUGGAAUGGUGGGGAAUCAUGUUCUACAUUGAGGAAAAGGUUCAUCUGUUCACGUCACAUCCUUCACAACACGCAGUUUACUUUCAUUCCUUAUUUAACCAGGUGACAGCACGGUGAGAUGCAUCUAAUUUAGCGAGGGAGCCUUGGGAGACUUAUAUUUGUGUCAAAGUGAAAUUGUCUCCCUGGACAAAAAUAACAAUGAUGAGGUGGCUAUCAACUCUGUUGGUUGCACCGAGCAAUUGAUGGGAAUUCCGCUUUUUCCACAGUUAAGGGCCAGUCUCCCAUUGGAUGGUUGCUGUUUAAUUUAGGAUGGAUUCUACAGAUCAAGCCAACCGCCAACUUGGGUUUGAACUUGCGAUUGCGAGUCGCGUAUUCUAACCACGACACCACCUGGCAUAUAACGUAUUUAUAGGGGUGCAUAUAUUUUGUUUACAUUAAAUUGUGGGUACUUUGCAGACGUGGGAAUCGGGCUAUGAUAAACCAGCACACAAUGCGCUUUUCUUCUGAAAGUUAUCGCAGGGUUCUUUUAACAAGUAUGUUUUAUUGGUAUACAGCACUCCCUUUAACCUCCACGCACGCAGAAAUUUCCUCCCAGCAACAGGACAUUAAUGUGGCCUCCGCGUCACCUUUUUUGAAGCACGCAUGUGCACUCCGUACUGUACACAUUGCAUCCACGCACAUGUAAGAUAUACCCUCUUAAUUUUAUACCCCUGAUGAUACGGUCAAUAAAGUACGUGCACACAAGCAACAUGUACGUGUGGCACGCUUACUAGAUGUUAAUGGAUUUAAUGUAUCAAUUUGUUUUGCAAAAUACUGUAUACCAUUGUCAUUUGAUUCCGUGUAUCUUCCCACUACCGGCAUCGACACCAUGUCUCUUUGUUAUCAGCGUCAUUGCUGUUGCUUUAUUUCCUUUUGUCUUCAUCAUCAUCAAGCACAUUGUGACACCUUCCAUCACCAGUGCAUACACAUUCUCUUGCCUGUCUUGUGUGUUAUCGUGGUUGCAAUUAAUAAGCCAGAUGCAAUAAAACAUUAUUCCUUGAA